Penicillium brevicompactum is the source of this 1362-nucleotide messenger RNA. It is a transcript of the gene cpcA, whose product is annotated as amino acid starvation-responsive transcription factor GCN4. The transcript is spliced from 2 exons. Bases 1 to 1362 code for a protein of 453 amino acids. The record is from RefSeq and is a predicted model, not a curated record. Gene Ontology annotation, molecular function: DNA-binding transcription factor activity. Gene Ontology annotation, biological process: regulation of DNA-templated transcription. Lineage: Eukaryota; Fungi; Ascomycota; Eurotiomycetes; Eurotiales; Aspergillaceae.
AUGGAGCCUCCUGUCCCAGGACCUCUGAACUUCAGCAUCGCAUCGCGUAGCUCGAGUUCUUCCCCCAACAACUUUGCCCCGAUCGACUUUACGUCGUUCACCACGGAUUAUCAACCGCAAACAUGGCUUCCCUCGCCCCCGCAUCCACAGCCCUUGGCUUCCAAUCAGAACAACAACAACAGCAACAACAGUGUACACGAGGACUUCGUGCUCUAUCCAUCCACACCACACCCGCAACCCCGCUUGCGUGUGCCUGUGAAAGCAACCCAUAGACCUUCUGCACUCCAGCCAUUCCUGGCGCAGAACAACCCCCGACGACACUCCUUCAAUUUGCAGUUGCAACGUCAACUCCAGCAGCUGUACUCUAGCCCUCAAGAUCCUAGAGUGACCCAGCUUGCCCGGUCCCCCUCUUAUUGGUCCCACCCCACGCUCAAGCACUCCCGUCCACCAACGACUCCUGUGCUUUCCGAUUCCCCAAACACCAACCGCCCUCCCGUCCCGACUUUCAACGGUCAACAAAACCAAAUUCCUAAUACACAACCUUACCGCCGAGUCAUGUCUGCUCCCAACUUCGCCAUGGAAGGUAAUUUGCCAUAUGUCUCACCUUAUGCCAGCGACUUGAUCGCUAACCCUGCUCCAGCUGAUCUGUUUGGCCUGAACUCUGGUAUUCCCUCUGCCGGCUUCCCCGCCGACAUGGAUUCACCCCUCGCCUUUGACGCCUUGGAUGAGGCCGGACUUGUCCCCGCCGGUCCCCCGGGCACUAUCUCGCCCCGGGAUCUGAUGAUGGACACCUCUGUUCCUCCCUCGGGCACUUUCACCGACCUGAGCACUCCAUCUUUCGAGUCACCUGGUAACUUCAGCCAGAACGCGUCGCCCAUGUUCACCGACAUGGACCUCGUCGGCCACGAGGAAUGGCCCUCUCUCUUUGACGGCGCCUCUGACAUGAACGCCUUUGAUCUCGCCAACCUCGACAGCCUCGAUGUUGCCGCUGCCCUUCAGCAGGAGCCCAAGAAGCCCGUCCUCAAGGUGGAGACUGCUCCUCGCUCUCCUCUCAAGCGCCCUGCUUCCUCGAUGGCCUCGUCUCCUAUCCCUGCCACUGGCGGCGUCAAGCACUCUAGCAUCUCUGGUGUGAGCGCACGUGCUCGCAAGAACCUGUCGCCCGUGGACUUUGAUCCCAGCGAUCCUGUCGCCGCCAAGCGCGCUCGUAACACCGAGGCUGCUCGCAAGUCCCGGGCUAAGAAGAUGGAGCGUCAGGCUGAUUCCGAGCGCCGCAUUGAAGAGCUCAACGACAUUAUUGCCGCUCGUGACGCCGAGAUUGCCAAGCUCAAGGCUCAGCUUCAGAUCCAAAACAACUACCAGUGA